CGUGUAACAACAAGAUGGCGGCGCCGCGGACGGCUCUGCAGCCCUGCGUGGGAGUUCCUGACAGCUAGAGACUAGAAGUAGAAUUAUGAGCUCACCUUUGGCCUCCCUUGGCAAGACCCGGCGAGUGCCUCUGCAUUUGGAGCCUGUGAAUCCGGGGAGGCGAGGGAUAAAAAUUUACGGAAAUGAAGAUGAGGUGGACGUGCUGAAUGACGCGCACGGCUCAGAAGAAAGGAUCUCUGUUCCUUCCUGCUAUGGUGGCAUAAGUGCCCCUGUGAGUAGGCAAGUCCCUGUGUACCACGACUCGGAGUUGAUGGCCACCAUGGCGAGGAAAGUGCAGGAUCUGGAGCGGCAGGUGAAGGCCCAGGAGGAUGAGAUGCUCUCCAAGGAUCGGAAGAUACGGGCCUUGGAGGAGCUGGUGGAGACCCUCCAGGAGCACCAGGGCACGGUGACCUCGCAGCGGCAGGAGGAGCUGGAGACCAGGUGCGCGCAGCUGCAGCGGCAGGUCGGGGAGAUGGAGCGGUUCCUCGGUGACUACGGCCUGCAGUGGGUGGGCGAGCCCAUGCAUGAGGAGCACUCGGAGGAUGGUGAGAGGGACUGGAUGACAGCCAAGAAGUUCUGGAAGCCAGGAGACUCACUGGUACCCCCCGAGGUGGACUUUGACAGGCUGCUGGCUAGCCUGAAGGAUCUCAGUGAGCUGGCGGUAGACAGUGACACCCAGCUGACACCAGUGCCCAGCAGAGCGCCACACUGUGUCCUUGAGCCCAUCCCACUGAAGCUCUACCGGAAUGGCAUCGUGAUGUUCGAUGGCCCCUUCCGGCCCUUCCACGAUCCCUCCACACAGCGUUGCCUCCGAGACAUAUUGGAUGGCUUCUUCCCGUCAGAGCUCCAGCGGCUGUACCCUGACGGGGUCCCCUUUAAGGUGAGUGACCGGCGCAAUCAGGUCUACCCAGAGAAUGGGCUGGACCUGUUCCCAGGCGAGGGCCGAGUGGUAGGCUGGCAGAGGAUUCGAAAGCCCUUGGACAGGAUGGAGCACCCAGGCUCCAGGAUGACCGCCGAGAAGUUUCUGAACAGGCUACCCAAAUUUGUGAUCCGACAAGGCGAGGUGAUUGACAUUCGAGGCCCCAUCCGGGACACCCUGAAGAACUGCUGCCCAUUGCGUGUCCAGAUCCAGGAGAUUGUGGUGGAGACGCCUGCCUUGGCUGCUGAGCGUGAGAGGAGCCAGGAGUCUCCGGGGUCACCCGCGCCCGCGCUCUCCACGCUGCGCAUCAAGUCUGAGAAUGGCGAGCAGGCCUUCCUGCUGAUGAUGCGGCCGGAGGACACAGUCGGUGAUGUGCGCACCCUGCUUGCACAGGCCAGGGCCAUGGAGGCCACUACCUUCGAGAUCUUCAGUACGUUCCCGCCCACAGUCUACCACAAUGACGCUCUCACGCUGCAGGCCGCGGGCCUAGUGCCCAACGCCACGCUGAUGCUUCGGGUACGCCGGGCUCCGCCGCCCGCCCCCGGCCCCGAAUAAAGCGCCCA
This is a messenger RNA of Mesoplodon densirostris (Blainville's beaked whale), 1521 nucleotides long. It is a transcript of the gene UBXN11, whose product is annotated as UBX domain protein 11. Gene Ontology annotation, biological process: proteasome-mediated ubiquitin-dependent protein catabolic process. The transcript is spliced from 15 exons. Gene Ontology annotation, molecular function: ubiquitin binding. NCBI's taxonomy places the organism in Eukaryota, Metazoa, Chordata, Mammalia, Artiodactyla, Ziphiidae. The record is from RefSeq and is a predicted model, not a curated record. Bases 86 to 1513 code for a protein of 475 amino acids.